CAAAUGAUCCAAAUGAUCCACAAAAAGCAAAUGAUCCAAAUGAUCCACAAAAAGCAAAUGAUCCAAAUGAUCCACAAAAAGCAAAUGAUCCAAAUGAUCAACAAAAAGCAAAUGAUCCAAAUGAUCCACAAAAAGCAAAUGAUCCAAAUGAUCCACAAAAAGCAAAUGAUCCAAAUGAUCUACAAAAAGCAAAUGAUCCGAAUGAUCUACAAAAAGGAAACGAUCCAAAUGCACCAGCCAAAAAGCAAAAGAUCCGAAUGAUCUUACAAAAAGGAAACGAUCCAAAUGCACCAGCCAAAAAGCCUGACGAUCCAAAACAAAUAG
Paramuricea clavata is the source of this 324-nucleotide messenger RNA. The record is from the annotation of a GenBank genome assembly. Lineage: Eukaryota; Metazoa; Cnidaria; Anthozoa; Malacalcyonacea; Plexauridae.